Diaporthe citri is the source of this 978-nucleotide messenger RNA. RefSeq lists its product as uncharacterized. The coding region runs from base 1 to 978 and encodes 325 amino acids. Gene Ontology annotation, cellular component: COP9 signalosome. The transcript is spliced from 2 exons. The record is from RefSeq and is a predicted model, not a curated record. Lineage: Eukaryota; Fungi; Ascomycota; Sordariomycetes; Diaporthales; Diaporthaceae.
AUGGAGCAGACAAAGGCCCUCAAUGCUCUCGAGCCCUUCCUGGCCCUCACCAAGUCCGCCAACUCGCCGAAGGCAGCCGCAGACCUCAUCACGCACGCGACGUCCGCCCAAGGCACCUACAUCUUCACAGAGCUCCUCGCCAGCCCGUCCAUCCAGGGCCUCGACAGCUCCCCCGACUACCAGCCCUACCUCACCCAGCUGCAGCUCUUCAGCAACGGCCUCUACUCCACAUACGCGUCAACGCCGAACCUCCCCGACCUCAACGACCGCCAGACGCUCAAGCUCCGCCAGCUGUCCCUCCUCACCCUCAGCCGUAACAAGGAGAACCUGACCUACCCGGCGCUGCAGCAGCACCUCGGCCUCGCCUCGCCCCGCGAGGUCGAGGACCUCGUCAUCUCAGCCGUCUACGCGGGCCUGCUCGACGCCAAGCUGAACCCCCUCCGCUCCGUCGUCCAGGUGUCCUCGGUCGCGCCCCUGCGGGACGUCCAGCCGGGCACCGUCCCCAGCAUCGUCGCCACCCUGCAGAACUGGAGCCAGCGCUGCGACGCCACGCUGGCCGAGAUCGAGGCAAACAUCGCCAACAUCAAGAGGGAGGCCGCGCGCAAGGCCAACGACAAGAGGGAGUGGGACAGGACCUUCCAGGCCGUCGUCAAGGCCGAGAGCAGCGAACCCACUGACCCGGCGGGCGGCAGCAUCAACGCGAACAGCACGCGUGGCGCCGGCCGGAGGCUGGGUGGUGGUGCGGCAGGGCGCACUGGCCUGCGAUCUGCUGGUGGCGGAAUACCAGCAGCCGGAGGAGGAGGCGGAGGGGGAGGCGGUUUUCAUGCUGCAGCAAGCAAUGCUGGCAGCGGUAGUAAGCGUGGCAUGGAGAAGUUGACGGAGGGCGUGGAGGAUGACGACGACGAGGCGAUGGAUCUGGAUGACAGUGCUGAUCCCACCGGUCAGAACCAGAAGAGGACGAGUCGGCGGAAGCUAUGA